Molecule: messenger RNA, 666 nt
Organism: Prunus armeniaca (apricot)
Lineage: Eukaryota; Viridiplantae; Streptophyta; Magnoliopsida; Rosales; Rosaceae
Source: the annotation of a GenBank genome assembly
AUGCAAAUUCUUCUAUUUCAAUCUUCAAACCUCCUCCUUUUGACCAUCAGUUUCUUCAUUUCGAUCAACAUACAGUUUUGUCUAUGUGGAGAAGAUCCACAAUAUGCAAACUGCAGAAAAGCUAUUAACUGUGGUGGCAUCGAAGACAUCUGGUACCCCUUCUGGGGAGUCAACAGAGCAAGUUACUGUGGUAAACCUGGGUUUGAAGUUCAAUGCCUAGACAAUGUCCCGGUGAUCAACAUGGUGAAUAGCAGCUUCCGAAUACUCGAAAUGAACCCGAAAAUUCCUCGUACUGUUAAGGUUGCAAGGCAGGAUUAUUGGAGCACAAUCUGUCCCCAGAGUACUUUAGUCAACACCAGCAUCAACGUUUGCACAAUAAACGGCAGUGAUGUCAGUGUGGCCUUUCAUCAAACAGGUGAUGAGCAUCCAGUUGCUAACGAUACCUGCAAAACUGAGGUGCUUGUUCCAGUUUUUAAAACAGCUGCUCUAGCUCUUGAGAACAAUCAAAAAAGCGUCAAAGAUGCGGUGGAUGAGGGCUUUGAAUUGGGGUUGCAGAUUGAUAAUGACCAAUGUAACUAUUGUGAGGGAUCAGGAGGAACAUGUGGGUAUAAUAAUAAAACUACAACUCAUGGUGGAUUUAUGCUAAGAACUUUUAAAUCAGUUUAA